Molecule: messenger RNA, 1464 nt
Organism: Drosophila innubila
Lineage: Eukaryota; Metazoa; Arthropoda; Insecta; Diptera; Drosophilidae
Gene: miple2
Exons: 5
Coding region: 430-1308 (292 amino acids)
Biological process (GO): mesoderm morphogenesis
Cellular component (GO): extracellular region
Molecular function (GO): heparin binding; growth factor activity
Source: RefSeq, a predicted model, not a curated record
CUCAACUCUGGACAGUGUCGAUCGGCAGCGCCAGCGGGCAAAACGCGUAUUCAACUGCAGAAUUCGAUUUCACAAAAUCCAACUACUACAAUUCAGUGUUCAUUUAACUGAGAAUUCAGGGAUUUAUCUAAGACUCUCUCGUGUGUGUUUUUUCGGUGUUUUCAAUUGACUGACAGUGCGCGCGCAGCAUAAAAAAAAGAAUAUAUAAAAAAUUCCCUACGAAAAAAAUCCUUAAACACAAUUAUCAGAGAGUCCAGCGCUGACUGAGUGAUUUGUGACCGAGUGGCAUUGAGUGCAAAUUCCAGCUAAUACCGAAUCUACUGUAAUCAAGUUGAUUACCCUCAGACAGGCAGUCAACGCAGUCUGCAAACAGAACAAGAUUUUCGUUGCGAUUUCUGGGCUGGAGCACGUUGCCGGACAGCAGUUGAAAUGAAUCUCUUAAUAACAUCAGCGCCCGCACGGGCGAUGCUCCAUUUCGUGCUGGUCACAUUGGCGCUGAUGCCAGCGUUGAUUUAUGGCCAUGGUCAUCAUGGCAAUGGCAAAAAGCAUGCCAGAGAACUGGCAGACAUCGCCCAUGGUGCACAAUUGGUUAUGGAAACCCGCUCGGGCGAUGUCCAUGUCCGUCCCGCUCGCCAGGCUCUGCCCGAGGAGCGGCCCACGGUGCCGGCUGCUCCGCCUGCCACACCCACUGCGGUGGGCGGUGGCAACAAGCGUGUGAAGAACAAUAAUAAGAAAUCAAAUAAAGCACAGAAUCAGAUGCAACACGCUUCAGGCUCUGGUCGUAGAAAUGGCUAUAAGAAAUCUGCGGCACUCAAUGGCGAGGAGCAACAACAGCAACAGGGUCACCACAACAAUGGCAAACAGCAGCGACAGCUGGCAAAGCAUCCUCAACAGGAGCAUCAGCAUCGUACUGGCAAGAGAUCAGGUGCCAAAAAGGCAUCCGAGAAGGCUCAAACCUGUCGUUAUACGAAGAGCUCGUGGACAGAGUGUGAUACCAAGACCAACAUGCGCACUCGUACUUUAUCCCUGAAGAAGGGCGAUUCCAACUGUCUGCCCACUCGGUCUAUGCAGAAGACCUGUAAGAAGUCUUGUCGCUAUGAGAAAGGAACCUGGUCGGAGUGCGUUAAUGGACAGAUAACACGUGAGGACAAACUGAAGCCAGCCGAUGACGGUAGUCCACAAUCCACCUGCAAUCCGGUGCGCGUUAUGAACAAGAAGUGCAAAUCUGGUGGUGCAGGCGGUGCACGCUCCACCAAAGAGCGCAAGCACAAGGAGAAAGGCUCACGUCGUACAUCGCCACAGGCUUAAGUCGUCGACGGUCGUCAAUCAAUCGUCAAUCGAUGUAAAUCAAUCAAAGUAUUUAGUAACAGCACAAUAACAUUUGUAGCAAUAAUUUGACACACACUGUUGACUAACCGCAAGGUCAGUUCGAACAAAGUAUCCAUAAUAAAUAUAAAAAUAUAA